This is a messenger RNA of Carassius gibelio (silver crucian carp), 4721 nucleotides long. RefSeq names its product arrestin domain-containing protein 1. The record is from RefSeq and is a predicted model, not a curated record. The transcript has 9 exons. Gene Ontology annotation, molecular function: ubiquitin protein ligase binding; ubiquitin-like ligase-substrate adaptor activity. Gene Ontology annotation, biological process: protein transport. Lineage: Eukaryota; Metazoa; Chordata; Actinopteri; Cypriniformes; Cyprinidae. Bases 1146 to 2294 code for a protein of 382 amino acids. Gene Ontology annotation, cellular component: cytoplasm.
CUUCAGGAAUUCGAGAUUACUUUAACUAAUAACAAAGUGGUCUACAACCCCGGGGAGUCCAUAUCAGGAACUGUGAGAAUUAAAACAAGCCACUCCUUACAGUUUAAAGGUCAUCAGAGUGAGGAAGAUGUCUAUUUCUGGGUUUUAGAUAAGACAGAUUUCUCCACAAUGUCUAGCUGAAUGAGGGAUGCAGCUGUAGCAUUUGAAACGGAGCUAAGGAUGGGACAAAUUUACUCUCUUUUAUGUUUGUGACUAAUGAUGCUCUCGACUCUUUUAAUGACUGUUUUUAAGUGUACGCUUUCAGCUCGUUCUCAAGCAGUAAUGAGUAAUGUAGGACAUGCAGUACAUCUGGCCUCGCUGAAUUUAUCUGGUGAAAUUUUAGAGCACUCACAUUGUCUUAAUACUCUCAAAGGGAAGCAACGAACCUUUCUGUUCCAUAACGAGAAUAUUUCAUGACACUGAUCACAUGCGAGAACAAAGGCCUUCCAGUCUCUCAAAGUUCCGUUUUCUGUAUUAGUUCCUACUGUUUUUGCAUUCCUACUUCCAAUUUUACAUUCAAUCUUCAGAAACCUUGUUCAUUUAAAGGGACAGUUCACACUAAAAUGAAAAACCUGUAUGACUUUCUUUCUUCUGUUUCAGUUGUUUUUGUCCAUAUGAUGAAAUUCAAUAAAACGACAUUGGAACUCACUGACUUUGAUUGAAUGGAAGAAGCAAAAAACAUACACAAAAUAUCUUCUUUUGUGUUGCACACAAGAAAGGAAGUCAUAACUAUCCCUUAAUGUAUAUUAUGUCUCAGUAGUGCUCAAAGACAAAGAUGAAAAUGGUUUCCGCAUGCUUUUACAGUACUACCUCUUGGAAAUUUUAUGUUUGACCUUAAUGACCUUUCUUUGUUCUCUUCUGUUUGUCUGAAUAGCCCCAACUCGAUGACUGUGAGAGGCCACACUUCUCACAUUAUUCCAUGCCUUGCGUGGAGGCUUGAAUAUCACACAUUCCUCACAAAUGGUUCCAAAUCUCCAGCUCUUCAAAUAUUCUUAAACUGUCCAAUCAUGGCUCUGGUUUAGUUGGUAACCAAAAGCCUUUGUGCCAUUAAAGUCAACUGUGUGGGGUCGUGUGGCAUCUCGUCCAAGCUGAAUGAUGCAUCAUGGAUGCUUGAGGAGAAGUACUUGAGCAGCACACUGUCUAUAGCUGAUAAAGGUAAUCUGUCAGCUGGCGAGCACAGUUUUCCCUUUCAGUUCGUCAUUCCAGCAUCCGUGCCAACCUCAUUUGAAGGCCCAUUUGGGAAGGUUUUGUACAAAAUUAGGGCUUUUAUUGACACGCCACGUUUCUCAAAGGACUACAAGACCCAGCGACCCUUUUACCUUCUCAAUGUGCUCAACCUCAAUGAGUUGCCAGAUAUAGAGCAACCCAGCUGUGCUUUGACAACAAAAAAGUUUAACUACCUCCUGGUAAAAUCAGGCACGCUCAUGCUGAAGGCCUGCAGUGAUCUAAGAGGAUACACUCCUGGACAGGUUAUCAAACUAUCCACCGAGAUCCAUAACAAGUCUGGUAAAGACACCGGCUAUGUGAUGGCUAGCCUUAUUCAGAGAGUGGCGUAUAAAACAAAGCGGCCAGUGUUUGAUCUGCGGCCCAUAGCAGAGGUGGAGGGUGCCGGGGUGAAGGCUGGCAAACAUGCAGAGUGGAAAGAACAGAUCAUCGUCCCUCCUCUUCCUCAGUCAGGCCUCACUGGCUGCAGCCUCAUAGAUAUUGAGUAUUUUAUCCAGGUUUCACUAAAAUCUCCAGAGGCUGUGGUCACGUUACCCAUCUAUAUUGGGAACAUUGCUGUAAACUUGACUCCCUCCAUUCCUCGCCCCAUCGCUCAAGGUGCACCAAUGCCUGCCAUGCCAAGCCUCAGCCCUGCACCCGUAGUCCCCAGCGCACCUCCUGUGGAGGACGACCUGGAGGGUGCGGUGGGUGCAGGAGGAGUAGACAGCGAGGAGAUCCCCACCAAGAGUCAUUCUCAGCAGGACCCGUCCGGUGUUCCUCUCUCCAUGUCUCCCAGUGCGUUCGGUCAAGCGUCUGGUCCAGUCGCACCGCAGCCCGCCCAGUCCUCCAGCGGCUCUGCUCCUCUCUUCUGUUUGUCCACAGGGGCAACUAUACCUUUCUUCACAGAUGGAAAUACAACUCCUGUGCCCACUUCCUGUCCCCUCAUCCUGCCCCCUGAAUACAGCACCUGGGAAUACCCACAUGAGCCGCCUCCCACUUAUGAGGAAAGCUGCAGUAGCAACAACUCCAGCUUCAACAGUAGCAUGAGGUAGACUACUUCAUGCCAUUCAUCUGGUGCCCCCUGCUGGACGGUACAGACAUUGCUGCCACGCCAUAAACAAAAAACAUCCCCUCAGAUUACCAUUUCAACAUUGGAGAAAACCACCCUGAAACUGUACAGGGAGAAUGUUUCAGUGCCUAAGAAAAUGUAGCACUCUUGAGCAACCCCAAGAUAAGACAAACACAGAGUUCUUGUGAAACGAAUACCAGCAUCUCUAACAUUUUGAAGUGAAAGUUACACUGAGGAUACAUUUUCAUUCAACCAAGGCUGGCCUUAAAUAAAGCUCAUCACAAAACAUGCUCCGUAAAAUCUGAAUUUAAGCAGAAAUAUAUUUCAGUUCGAUUUAAAGUCUUGUUGGAAAUAAAUACUCCUUUCCUUGUGAUGAUCAUUGUGAAUCAUAAUGCAUAGUGCUUAUGCCAGCAGGAAUGGCUCUUGACGAAGAUUCUGGGCCACAGAGAAAGAGCCUCUGGAAAGAACAAGUUUUAUUUAUUGAUGAAGAUUAAUGUUGGAAGUUUUCAUUUGAUUAUGUGGAUAUGUAGUCGACCGUCUUUGGGCACAUACGUCGUCAUCACUUGGCCAAAUGGUAGCCGGUGUUCCCUGAAUGCUUAAGGGAACAACAUAUUUUAUACCAUUUUUAAAAGAAAAUGACAUUCAUUUUGUUUCACAGGCUGUCAAGAGAUUUUAGGAUGACACUUUGGACUCCUGACUCUGUAUUUUUGUUACCUUAUUUUACACAAAACAAAGCAAAAUAAUCCAAUUUUUCUUUUCUGGGGUUCAUCUUUUCACCCUAGAAUUAUUCUUUCAAAGUAUUUCAUAGAACUGUCAUUCAGACUGUGAAUUUGUUUUUGUUUUUUUCAGACUGUAAAUAAUAUCAGUGCUGGCGAUACGUUAGAUGUCAGAAAUCUCUGAUAUGCAUCUGAUACAAACUGUACGUGUCUUUAUAUGUGACAUGUUUGGAUUUAUACAUCGAUAUUUCUCAUCUUAGCCCACAGCGAUUGGAGAUUUCAGAUGGAUUUCCGGUGAGGCCUUAGGCUGUACUUGGAUUGGUGUGUACAGUCCUUUAAUAUGGCAAACCCUUUUCCCAAAACACCUGUUCAGACCUUUGAACUGCUGAAGAAAUUGAAAAAUUGAAGCACAAAAGGCACUUUUAUAUGUUUGUGUGUGUGUGUUUCUGUGUUUGAGAAUGUUUUCUCAAUUUCUUCUCCAAAAUCCAAAAUCAAAGUUUAAAAUUUGAUUCAGAACAGACCACCUAUAUUAUGCUCUCUAUGAUUUUGCAUGAAGCAAAUUAGAAGACAUGUUUUCAGUACUAAAUUAUGUGAUGUUCUUUAUCUAAGUGUUUGUUUAAAAUGUAUAGAGCAGUAUGAACCAUUUACAGUGCUGACAGAAAAAUCAUUUAGGUCAUUCAACAAAAAGGGUGUAAAACAGUGAAUAGCUGAUGUGCUAAUAUGCAUAUUUCUUAAAAAGUAAUCCAGUAGCUUUAUUUUAGUUUAUUUUCAUUGAUUUUCUAACCUGUGUACAUUUUGAUGAAAAUAUAUAUAUAAAAAGCUAGCAAUUAUUAUAGUAGCAUGAAAUGGAUCAAUGCAAUUUAUUACUAGUUAAACUUUGUUUAGCAGACAUAAUACAAAAAAAACUUACUUUUGAAUCAUCUUAUUAGACUGCAGAAGGUGCUGAUUUAUUAGAAUGACCCAUUCACACUCAUUUCAAGGGAUUUGGACUUUGCUGAUUGUAUCCCAGCAGGCCACUGUGACUUCUGACAGUGCAGCUAUAAGAUUAAAUUGAGAUUGUGUUUCUUCACUGUGAGCAGCACUGUUGAACUCUCAGCCAUUGCACAAAUGUUAAGAACAUUUAAAUGCAAAAAAAAAAAGAACAUUCAAAUUCACAUUUGCAUCGUUCAUCAUCAGCAUCCAGUAAAGAAACCCCCGACUUGAAUGCCUGUUCUGUAUUUUAAACCACAUUUUGCCUUAAAUGAGAUAUUGAUGCAUCCCUGGUCCCACUGUAACUGUAUAGAAAACAAAUACUUUGAAAUAACAUUGCAUUGCUAUUACUGUUCUAUAUUUGCCUCUCAAGCCUCUUUGACUUUCUGUUUGCAGCAGAAAAAGUCAAAAGGGAUACUAGAUAGUUAUUUUAGCACUGAAGGUAAAAAACUAUUAUAAAUGUGCAAGUCCUCUGGAAAUGCUAACAUUGCAGUAUGGACAAACACUUAUUCCUUGUUUAUUUACAUGUGCUAUGUUCUGUCUUUUCUUUUUCACCAAAGUUUCAAUAGCUUUAUCAAGUUUCAUUUCAUCGUUGUGUGGUACUUUUCCUUCCCUGGAUUUACCAGCAGGUUUUGAAAUAAAGUAGCACCAUUGUGGAUCAGUGUUCUAUGUAAAGAUGUGAGAGAAUGAAACUUGUACAGCAAAUAAAGUCAUUCAAUUCUCAA